Molecule: messenger RNA, 1853 nt
Organism: Setaria italica (foxtail millet)
Lineage: Eukaryota; Viridiplantae; Streptophyta; Magnoliopsida; Poales; Poaceae
Product: anthocyanin 5-aromatic acyltransferase
Exons: 2
Coding region: 239-1672 (477 amino acids)
Source: RefSeq, a predicted model, not a curated record
UUCACCUAAUCCAGCACCAGUCACUGGUCAAAGCUGGGAUGAUCUGAAUUUCUGAACACAAGGAUUCACCUAAUACAGUACCAGAAUACCAGACACUUGACUGAGAUUCUAACCUAAACACCACAGUUCACGUAAUUGCAGUACUAGAUUAUAAAUUAUCAGAACCUUGUCUGAAACUCUGAACCACUCCAACUAGCAAACACACUAGCUUCAUCACCACCGGCACCGCCGGACCGCCAUGAGCUCCCGCGUCCGCGUUCUCAGCGUCACCCAUGUCCGUCCCGCCGAAACACCCAACCCGCCGCCGCACGACGCCGACCACUCCAUCAAGCUCUCGCUCUUCGACACCUUGUUCAUCGCCCUGACGCCAAUCCGGCGCCUCUUCUUCUACGAGGGCGACGACCUCCCUCCCUUCCCUGCCCUGGUCCGCACGCUGCGGUCCUCCCUCGCCGCAACGCUCGCUGUCUUCACCCCGCUCGCCGGCAGGGUCGCGGUCUCCCCGUCGGGGGAGGACGUCGCCAUCGACUGCUCCCCGGGUACCGUCUCCCGGGGCGUCAGGUUCGUCGAGGCCGAGUAUGCCGGCACCGCCGACGACGUGCGCCGCAUGGCCGGUGCCGCGGAGCACGACGCCGAGGCGUACGCGCAGCUCGCGCCGGCGCUCGAGGUCAGCGCUCUCCCUGCCCCCGCGCUCGCCGUUCAGGUCACGAGGCCCGCCGCGGAUGUCUCGGGCGGCGACGGCGGCGGGGUCGGAGCCUUGGUGGUCGGGGUGUCCGUGAACCAUGUCGUGGCCGAUGGCCGGGCGGUGUGGGAGUUCAUCCGGGCGUGGGCCGCCGCGGCGCGCGGCGGCUCGACGGCCGGAACGGGGUUCGUGCCGCCGACGUUCGACCGCGCGGCGAUCAACGGCUGCCACCCGAAAGCGGAGGAGGUGGCGCGCAAGUUCCUGCGCACCUUGGCGCCGGCAUUGCCGACGCAAGAUCCGGAUCAGCGCCAGGCCAGAAGAACUUACCUGCUCAGCGCCAGCCAGAUCCGCUCGCUGAAGCACCGCAUUUCCCUGCACAACAAGGGCGCCGCCGCCGCCACCGCACCGGCGUCCGCCGCGAAUCCCCCUACGACCAGCACCUACGCCGCCGUCGCGUCCCUGGUCUGGACGUCGGCCGUCCGCGCCAAGAACGCCCUCAACCACGCCGGCGACGACGCCUACCUCAUGUUCGCCGCGGACUGCCGCGCGCGUCUGCACCCGCCGCUCCCCGGCGCGUUCUUCGGCAACUGCGCCAAGGCGUGCUACGCGAGGGCCACGGUGGGCGGGCUCCGCGACGGCGGCGGCGAGGCCCUCGCGCGCGCGGCAGCGGCGGUGCGGGAGGCGGUCCGGGAGCAGCUGGCGGACCCGGUGGCCGACGCCGGGCAGUGGCUAGAGCGCCAUCGGGCGCUCCCGCCGGACAGGACCGUGCAGGUCGGGGCGUCGGACAGGUUCGCCGCGUACGAGACGGACUUCGGGUGGGGCAGGCCGGCGAGGGUGGAGCUCGCGUCGGUAUUUGUGAAGGAGUUCGUGGCGGUGGUCGGUGCGCCAGAUGGCGCGGUGCAGGUGUCCGUGGCGCUCGAUCGGGACCGCAUGGACGGCUUCGAGGCCAACUUCUUGUCGCAGUUGCAGUUGCAGUUGCAGGCUUCGUCAUGACUCUGUGCUAGUAUCACUGUCUUUCUACGUGAUUGCACCGUAUUUGACAAAUAAGCGUUCCAACGUUUGUCUUUUUUUCAUUACAAAUCCCGACGCCUUCCUCUUCUCCACUUUUCUUCACAUGGUUGGCAGUGUGCUGAGGUCCAUGUUUGUAACAAAGAAAUACAAAACAUAGGCAAAA